Molecule: messenger RNA, 318 nt
Organism: Thermothielavioides terrestris NRRL 8126
Lineage: Eukaryota; Fungi; Ascomycota; Sordariomycetes; Sordariales; Chaetomiaceae
Exons: 2
Coding region: 1-318 (105 amino acids)
Source: RefSeq, a predicted model, not a curated record
AUGUCUGAUCGGUACCCCCAAGGAGUCAACCUCUUCGACAUGGCCAAGGAGGGCACCAAGGUUCCCGAAGACGCAGGGAAGCCCAACGUGGUGCCAUCCGGGGAGGGCGCCAAGCCGAUCCGGAAGGAGCAGGAGAGCGUGGGCGGCCGCGGGGUGCAAGACAACACGCUGGGGAGCACCGCGCUGGGCGAGGUUGUCAGCGCGGCGGGAGGGGAGCUCCCCGAAGACGUCGGGCAGAAGUACAGCCGGAGCGGCGGCAUGCAGCACGGUGAACAUCACCGGGCGCCGCAUGGCGGUCGGAACAUGCCGUCGCAUUAA